CCACUUCCGCUGACGUUGGAGGUCAGAGGUUACAGACAAGAUGUCUGCUCACGGUCGCUUUGAGCACUUGCGGAGAGGAGCAUCUCUGGGACAGAAGCUUGUCCACGGCGGCUUAUAGGAGCUAGGUCGAAGGAGCGAGGUUGAGGCGGUAGCGACCCGUUAGGUAGCUCCCCUGAAGGCCAGCCGGCUGCGGAACGUGACUUUUGGGGACCGCAGGAGAGCGGGGAGUGUGAGGUGCCAUUGACCAGUAAUGCCCGGUUUCCCCCAGGAAAGCCGGGAAGCCAAACUCCGCGGGACCGCUUCAUGCCGCCUACUGGUUUAGAGCCCACCAGAAUGAACAGGAAGAAAGGAGACAAGGGCUUUGAAAGCCCAAGGCCAUAUAAAUUAACCCAUCAGGUCGUCUGCAUCAACAACAUAAAUUUCCAGAGAAAAUCGGUUGUGGGAUUUGUGGAACUGACCAUAUUUCCCACAGUUGCAAACUUGAAUAGAAUCAAGUUGAACAGCAAACAGUGUAGAAUAUACCGAGUAAGGAUCAAUGACUUAGAGGCUGCUUUUAUUUAUAAUGAUCCAACCUUGGAAGUUUGUCACAGUGAAUCAAAACAGAGAAACCUCAAUUAUUUUUCCAAUGCAUAUGCAGCUGCAGUUAGUGCUGUGGACCCUGACGCCGGAAAUGGAGAACUUUGCAUUAAGGUUCCAUCAGAGCUAUGGAAACACGUCGAUGAGUUAAAGGUCCUGAAGAUACACAUCAAUUUUUCUUUGGAUCAACCCAAAGGAGGUCUUCAUUUUGUGGUACCCAGUGUAGAGGGAAGUAUGGCAGAGAGAGGUGCUCAUGUUUUCUCUUGUGGGUAUCAAAAUUCUACAAGAUUUUGGUUCCCUUGUGUUGAUUCAUACUCUGAAUUGUGUACAUGGAAAUUAGAAUUUACGGUAGAUGCUGCAAUGGUUGCUGUUUCUAAUGGAGAUUUGGUGGAGACAGUGUAUACCCAUGAUAUGAGGAAGAAAACUUUCCAUUAUAUGCUUACCAUUCCUACAGCAGCAUCAAAUAUCUCCUUGGCCAUUGGACCAUUUGAAAUACUUGUAGAUCCAUACAUGCAUGAGGUUACUCAUUUUUGUUUACCCCAACUUCUUCCAUUGCUUAAACAUACCACAUCAUACCUUCAUGAAGUCUUUGAAUUUUAUGAAGAAAUUCUUACAUGUCGAUACCCAUAUUCCUGUUUUAAGACUGUAUUCAUCGAUGAGGCUUAUGUUGAAGUGGCUGCUUAUGCUUCCAUGAGCAUUUUUAGCACAAAUCUUUUACACAGCGCCAUGAUUAUAGAUGAGACACCUUUGACUAGAAGGUGUUUAGCCCAGUCCUUGGCCCAGCAGUUUUUUGGAUGUUUCAUAUCAAGAAUGUCUUGGUCUGAUGAAUGGGUGCUGAAGGGAAUUUCAGGCUACAUCUAUGGACUUUGGAUGAAAAAAACUUUUGGUGUUAAUGAGUACCGCCACUGGAUUAAAGAGGAGCUAGACAAAAUAGUGGCAUAUGAACUGAAAACUGGUGGAGUUUUACUACAUCCCAUAUUCGGUGGAGGAAAAGAGAAGGAUAAUCCGGCUUCCCAUCUACACUUUUCAAUAAAGCAUCCACAUACACUGUCCUGGGAAUACUAUACCAUGUUUCAGUGUAAAGCUCACCUUGUGAUGAGAUUGAUUGAAAAUAGGAUCAGUAUGGAAUUUAUGCUACAAGUUUUCAAUAAACUGCUAAGUCUGGCUAGUACUGCCUCAUCUCAGAAGUUCCAGUCACAUAUGUGGAGUCAGAUGUUGGUUUCCACAUCUGGGUUUUUGAAAUCCAUUUCAAAUGUCUCUGGCAAAGAUAUUCAGCCAUUAAUAAAGCAGUGGGUAGAUCAGAGUGGAGUGGUAAAAUUUUAUGGAAGUUUUGCAUUUAAUAGAAAACGAAAUGUCUUGGAAUUGGAAAUAAAACAGGACUAUACAUCUCCUGGAACUCAGAAAUAUGUGGGACCACUUAAAGUGACAGUGCAGGAGUUAGAUGGAUCCUUCAAUCAUACAUUGCAAAUUGAAGAAAACAGCCUUAAACAUGAUAUACCCUGCCAUUCCAAAAGCAGAAGGAAUAAAAAGAAAAAAAUCCCACUAAUGAAUGGAGAAGAAGUUGACAUGGAUCUUUCUGCAAUGGAUGCCGAUUCCCCUUUGCUGUGGAUAAGGAUAGACCCAGAUAUGUCAGUACUGAGGAAGGUAGAAUUUGAGCAAGCUGAUUUCAUGUGGCAGUAUCAACUCCGCUAUGAGAGAGAUGUUGUUGCACAACAGGAAUCCAUUUUGGCUUUGGAAAAGUUCCCUACUCCAGCGUCUCGGCUUGCACUGACUGAUAUUUUAGAACAAGAGCAGUGUUUCUACAGAGUAAGAAUGUCAGCUUGCUUUUGUCUUGCAAAGAUUGCAAAUUCAAUGGUGAGCACAUGGACAGGACCACCAGCCAUGAAGUCACUCUUUACUAGGAUGUUUUGUUGUAAAAGUUGUCCAAAUAUUGUGAAAACAAACAACUUUAUGAGCUUUCAAAGUUAUUUUCUGCAGAAGACUAUGCCGGUUGCGAUGGCUUUAUUAAGAGAUGUUCAUAAUCUUUGUCCUAAAGAAGUCUUAACGUUUAUUUUAGACUUAAUCAAGUACAAUGACAACAGGAAAAAUAAGUUUUCAGAUAACUAUUAUCGUGCAGAAAUGAUUGAUGCCCUGGCCAACUCUGUUACGCCUGCAGUCAGUGUGAAUAAUGAAGUUAGGACUUUGGAUAACUUAAAUCCUGAUGUGCGACUCAUUCUUGAAGAAAUCACCAGAUUUUUGAAUAUGGAGAAACUCCUUCCAAGCUAUAGACAUACCAUCACUGUCAGUUGUUUGAGAGCAAUACGGGUACUUCAGAAGAAUGGACACGUGCCAAGUGAUCCAGCUCUUUUUAAAUCUUAUGCUGAAUAUGGCCACUUUGUGGACAUUAGGAUAGCAGCUUUGGAAGCAGUUGUUGAUUAUACUAAAGUGGACAGAAGUUACGAAGAACUGCAAUGGCUACUUAGUAUGAUUCAGAAUGACCCUGUACCCUAUGUAAGGCAUAAAAUUCUAAAUAUGUUGACUAAGAACCCACCAUUUACUAAGAACAUGGAGUCUCCGUUAUGCAAUGAAGCCCUGGUUGAUCAACUUUGGAAACUUAUGAAUUCUGAAGUGGUAAUGAGGAUUCAUCAUAACAAAAGGAGCUACAUCAUCUAGGUCCAGUAAUCCGGGGGAACCCUGCCUGCUCCUCACUUUGGGGCUCUUGGGCUAUCUGCUCACUUGAGAUAAGCAUUAUCAGGAAAACAGAAACUGUGAAUGAUGGAGAUGAAAUUAUAUUCAUUUACUUCUCUCUUUCUGCAAAGUAGAUUUGAGGUAUGUUGACUUUGCAUAGUUACAAAAUUUACUGAACCAAUUUAAAAUAUAGGAGAGAAUAUCAUGGUAGUUCAAAAGGAUCAUAAAAUCAACAGGUACUUUUGAAGAAUCAGAAACUUUUCAGUAGGAGAAAUUGUGUAUGGAUUUAUAGAAACAAGAUUUUAAAAAUUGAAAUCAAUUUGAGAGUGAAACAAUGAUACUCAUGACUUUUAAAAAUUCGUGUGUCAUUCAGUUAAUACUAGUACUCAUUUUAGAAAUAUACUAGGGGAAUUCGGAGCUGAGAGACAGUUACAGGAACUGAGAACUCUUGGUAGCUACAUCACCAGGAGGAAGGUUGUCAGACGUUUUUGUUGAGAUUUCAGAGCUGCCUAGUCUCUGUGUGUUUCUUGGUGUGGAAUAACUCCACUUAGCCUUAAAUUCUGGGAGGUACUCUUUCCAAAAUUUUUUUUGCUUUGUAAAUAUAUACACACAUUGACCUGUCUAUGUGUAUAUUCACUCAUACAUGUAUCAGAUAUCUUAACCCAUUCUUUAUGUAAUUUUUCAUAUACAUUUUUAUCUUCAGCAUUUUGUUUUUAAAAUUGUUAAAGCUUAAAAAUUUAAAGAAUAAUAUAGUACAUAAUCAUAGACUUUCAGCUUGAUUCAUCAGUUAAAAUUUUACCAUUUACUUUAUCUCCUUUUCCUUUUCAUCUUAUAUUUAUACCCUGUUUUUUUCUGAAUCAUUUGAAAAUAAAUGGCAUCAUGAUCCUCUUUCCAAAUACUUCAGUGUACACUCCUGAGAAUAAGGUCAUUCUACGUAUCCACAAUAUGAUCAUCACACUGCACCCAGCAUAUAGCCCAUAUUCACAGUUCCCCAGUUGUUUCCAGAAAUGCUCUUUGCAGUUCCCAUACAGCUUUUAAAUUAAUGCUGCACAGAAAGAUAGUAAACAUUUUUAAAGACAAGGAUCUUUUACAUUAUAUGAUGUUUGUCCAUGGUUGCUUAAGAUUCUUAAAUAGGUUUGUUUUUUUAUUGAAAAUAUCUAAUUUGCCAGGGGCAGUCGUUUUUAAAGGUUUCACAUAUUCAUUCACUAGUUUUUUUCUUGAGCACUUUCCAUUUGCCACUAUGCUACGUUUUCUGUGUGUUAACUAAGUAUAAUGGAAAGAGAGACAUAGGUACAGAUAAAUUAUAAUAUGAAGAGAUAGUUGCUAAUGUAAAGAGAACAAACUAUUUGGCGAACCCAAAGGAAGGAGCCAUGAACCCUGUCUGGAAUGCUUGAAUGUUCAUGGAGAGAUAGCAUUUGAGCUAGCUCUUGAUGAAUGGAAAGGAGUUUUCCAGCAGAAUAAAUUUUUAGGUAGUAGAAUUAUAUAUAAAAACCUCAUGUUCUGAAGGAAUAUUUAGAAAAUAGUGUUAUCUGGAAAGAUAGAUUAGGAUCUAAAUGCAGAGGGCCUCGGGAUUUGGGGCUUUAUGCUUUGGUCAAUGAGGAACAGGUGUUGAUAGAACCAGGCUUACUUCGGUUAGCUGUGUGGGGGAGUAGCUUUUUUCCACGCCAAGGAAAAUGAUUUUCCUUUUCCAAAGGAAUAUGUAUCAGAAUUCGGAACAUACUUUUAUAGAUUUAAGUAAGAUACAGAAUUAUAGGCCAAAACAACAGUAAUUUUAAAAUACAUUAAAAAAAUAAAAACCUAAGAAUUGGAGAUUUUUAUUGGUGCCUUAUAUUUUAUUUAAGACAUAAAUACUUAACGGUGGUCUUGCCUAAUUGAGUGAUUUUUUUUAUUUCUGAAGAAGCAGAUCUUCAUUGAGAAUGGUAUCUGACUGUAUAUCAUCAUAAAGGAAAUUUUAGCUGUUGCUUCCACAUUGACCUUUAAUUUAUGGAACAUUAUUGAAAGAAUGACAUAAAAACACUAAUUGUUCAAGUCAUUGAAUGCUGUUUAUUCACAUCAUAAUUUUUAGUGUUUGGAAAUUUACAACUACACUCAAGGGGGUAGAAUGAGGGACAAUUUCUAAUUCGGUUUGAUAGGAUUUGCCAGGUUUCAGAAAAGAAAAUAAACAGUUUUGAUAUUAACAUGAGAAGGUUUCAAAGUUCUGCUUCACCAUCUCUCUCUCUCUGAUACCUUCCUUCUUAGGAAUGGAAAUGGUGGAGGAAAAUGAAAACAUAUUGAUUCAUUUGCACAUGAAAUUAUAUAUGUAUACACACACACACACACACACACAUAAAUAGAAAUGAAUUUGCUGUUUUUAUUUACUGUACAAUGCACAGAACAGUCAGGACAAUAAUACCCAGUGGAAGUUGUAUUUCUGGCUUAACUGUGUACAGAUUUCUAAGCUUCAGCCGUCAAUAAGGAGUGCCGGGUUUAUUCAGAAGUGUCCUGAAAACGGUGGCUUUCAGAGUGAAUUUUCUUAGCAGCUUUUUUAGUUGAUCAGUUUUAAGAGCAGUUACUUUAGAAAAUGAAGAGAUGAUUUUUCAGUGGAUCAGAUUUACUACUUUGGUGGUGCUUGUCUCAGGGCACUUUCUGAUUUGAAAAAGAUCGUUAAUAUUGGGGUGGUAGUAUUCUGAUUCAGAUAAAUGGGGUUGGUCCCAGAGUAUAACUGCUAAUGAAGACAGGAUGAAUAGCACUUUUCCUGGGAGGAGAGACUAGUGACUGUCAUUUUGUCAUACAUGAUCAUUCAUUGCCAUAAGUGAUGGGGAGAGGGGAGGUAGCUGGAAGAUUAAAGAAGAGUCUUCAAAACAUUGUAACUGAAGGCAGAAAUCAGAGGCUGUUUCAGGCCCUCUCUUUCUAAUGGAACUGAUUGACUUGGAAUCAUCGAAUUUUAGACCUGGUAAGGGGGAUCUUAAAGAUCAUCUCAGUGAAUUACUCUGAUCAUCUUAGUAACAGCCCAGGUGGCUGACUUGCCCAAGGUCACAGAGCUAACAGGCAAUUAAUUAGAAGUGGUUUUUUUCCCCAUUCUAUCUCUCAUCUUAAUUGAAAUAUACUAAUGGGACAACUGUCUUAAGAUUUCAUUCCGUGAUUUUGAAAUACAAUGAAAUUUUGGCUUUUAUCCUCUAUUUCUUGCUCUCUUUUGUAAUUUUAACAAAAUUCUGCUAUUCAUAUUUUAGCUCCUCCGUAGUCCCCAAUUUUAAUAUGUAAGUUCACUUUUAGAGGACAGAAAACACUAUCAAGAAUCUCCCUCAGGAGCAAAAAAAGUGAUGUUCAUAUGUUUGUCCAAAUUAAAGGUCUAGCAAAACCAAAAAGCCCACACAGAAAUAAAAAGUAACCUAAAUUACAUUUGAGGGCUUCAAGUGCACUUAGCAGCCUUUACUGUGUUGCCUAAUCAUCCUCGAGCUGACUUUCAAAAACAAAAUAAAAGCCGUGGCUCAUCAAAAUACACAUAUUCGAUUUGUCUUUUAAAAUUAAUAUUUGUAUUUUUUAAAUGUUUAGGAAUUCACAGUUGAAUGACUCAUUUUGAGAUCAUCUACAGCAUAUGAAAGUUCAGGCUGGUUUUUGCAGGCAGUAUUGAUCUUCACGGUUUAAUUUUCUCCCAAACAGUAAAUGUACUCUAAACUGUUCUGGUUUUGUUGUUGUUGUUGUUGUUAACUAAUAAAAUGCCUAAGAUUCACUCCUCCUCUUGCUAUACCCAUGGAUAGAUAGAUACAGGGCCAGCUGCUCUGGGUUGCCAGAAUCUUUAUUGCUCAAGAGUAGAGACCCUCUAGCCUUUGCUAAUAGAAGCCCCAGGAAUCUGAUAACCUCCUCUUUGUGGAACUUUUAUAUAUGUAAAAUGCUUUGAGGAAGAGAAAUGAAUGCCUACAAAAUAAUACUACCUCAAGCUAUUGAAGUGUCCACAUGUGCAUAUUCCAGGAAGGGAAGAUGCAUUUCCAGUGUAAAAUUCUUGCUUUUACUAUGUAAUGUUUUCUUCCAUUACUUGUUUCUCUGUAGCUCUUGCCUCUCCCAGUGUUGUAUGUUACACAGCAACAAAACUGAAAAUGUCUCAAGUAGGACUGAUGAGAGCUAUUUCACAACAAUAUAGCAUGCAAAGUGGCCUAGUACAGUGCCUAUCUAGUAUCAAAGUGAAUUUACAGUUUUUUCAUUGCAGAUUUGCAUAUAAUUAAUAGAUACCUAUUAGAGUAAAUCUGAUGAGAAUUACUAUUAGUUGAUAAUGUAUUUACUUAUACUAAUAUUUGUUGUCAAAAACCACAAAGUUUAAUAUUUAUGAUACCCAAAUUUUUUUCCUUUUUGUUUCACCUUUUUAAAUAUGAUACUCUUUUAAAACUACAGCUCUUGGUAAAAAUUAGGUAUUUAUAGGGCCUUCCUUCCUCCUGCCCUUUCUUUCUUUAUUUUUUGAGACAGAGUCUCACUCUGUUGCCCAGGUUUGA
Molecule: messenger RNA, 7706 nt
Organism: Sapajus apella (tufted capuchin)
Lineage: Eukaryota; Metazoa; Chordata; Mammalia; Primates; Cebidae
Gene: TAF2
Product: TATA-box binding protein associated factor 2
Exons: 23
Coding region: 304-3228 (974 amino acids)
Biological process (GO): transcription initiation at RNA polymerase II promoter
Cellular component (GO): transcription factor TFIID complex
Molecular function (GO): chromatin binding; RNA polymerase II general transcription initiation factor activity; transcription cis-regulatory region binding
Source: RefSeq, a predicted model, not a curated record